Messenger RNA from Mesorhabditis belari, 1992 nucleotides. Lineage: Eukaryota; Metazoa; Nematoda; Chromadorea; Rhabditida; Rhabditidae. The record is from the annotation of a GenBank genome assembly.
AUGUCUGCUGGUCUCAUCCGCAGCGACUUCAACGCCUUGCGGAACGCUAACGAGCUGGCUGCUCACGACUCUAUCGCGCAACUCGCUGGUGUCAAGCGAGGACUCGACUCCGGAGACGACUACCCGGCAAAGAAGAGCAACUCGGGUAACGGCAACAUGGACGGAACUCUUGGUAUGAGUAUGGGAAUGCCGAUUACGAUUGCAGCUGAGAAAGAGACGAGCCGGGGCGCGCCCUAUCGUCCCUUGCAGUUGGCGCACUCCCGCACGCAACUCGGCCCACCGCGUAUCGCUAUGGACCGAUUCGCGCCAUUCCAUAGUGCGGGAAUGGGAGCCCCUGCUCCAUUCACUAUGGGGCAACCAAUGGGAGCCAACAUGAAUGAGAAUGUCGUCGAAGUGAUCAAUGUGCCGGACAACACCGUCGGACUUGUUAUUGGACGUGGUGGCGAGCAAAUUUCGGCAAUUCAGUCGCAAUCUGGAGCCCGUGUUCAAAUGUCACCGGACAGCGAAGGAACCGGUCAACGCCAAUGCACGAUUCAAGGAAUGAAGGCCGCCGUUGAAAGAGCAAAGCAAUUGAUCUUUGAGGUUAUCAACCGUGCUGGAAAUCGCCCACCACCAAGUCAAACCACCCAACUAACUAGCGGACCUGGACAAAUCACGGUCGAAUUGUUGAUUCCUGCCAACAAGUGUGGACUUGUGAUUGGAAAACAAGGAGACACAAUUCGCCAGCUUCAGGAACAAUCCGGCGCCAAGAUGAUGAUGAUCCAGGACACGCAAGAAGUAACUGGAACCGCCAAGCCUCUUCGAAUUGUUGGUGAACCAGACAAAGUUGAGAAUGCGAAGAGAUUGAUCGAGAAUAUCAUCGCUGGAGGUCCCGAGGGUAUGGCCAGCUCGCGCUUGUAUGGACAACAGGAGGCGUCUGCACGGGGAGAGGUUGUUGUUCCUCGCGCAUCGGUUGGCAUGAUUAUUGGAAAAGGCGGUGAAACGAUCAAGCGCCUCGGAUUGGAGACCGGAACGAAGAUUCAGUUCAAGCCAGAUGACGACCCUUCGGCUAUAGAACGAACUGCUGUUAUCACUGGAUCGCGCGAACAAAUCUUUAAGGCAACGGAAUUGAUCACUGAUCUCGUACAAAAAGCACUAGCUGGUGGCGGCUCAAAUGAUACUUUCUACAUGCACGUACCUGCCAACAAAACCGGACUUGUUAUUGGAAAAGGGGGAGAAACUAUCAAGCAGAUCAACGCUGAAUCCGGCGCUCAUUGUGAGCUUUCACGGGAUCCACCACCAAAUGCCAACGAGAAAGUCUUCAUCAUCAAGGGUACUCCGUAUCAAAUCCAUCAUGCUCAACAUAUCAUUCGGAUCAAGGUUGGAGAUGUCCCUCCAGGUACACCAGUUCCACCGUUCAGUGGCCCAGGAGGGCCAACGAUGAUGCAGCCACAGAUGGGGUUCCAACAAAACCCUGGAUUCAAUGGAGUCGCUCAAUUUGGACAACCGAUGCCCGCCAACAACCAAUGGAGUAACAUUUUUGCUCAGCAACAACCAGCCGCUAACGGAUGGCAACAGCCGCAACAAACCGCCUACUACGAUCCAUCUCAACAGGCCCAAGCAGCUCAGCCACAACAAGCAGCAUAUGGUGGAAUGGGGGCUACAGCAAAUCCCUACGGACAACAGCAAUUCGGAGCUCCGGGAGUCGGCCAACCAACAGCCGCCCAGCCUGCCGCUCAACCUGUCCAAGCUCAACCCACGAUCAACCCAGCCACCGGACAGCCUGAUUACUCCGCUCAAUGGGCCGAGUACUAUCGUCAGAUGGGAAUGCAUGAUCAAGCGGCCGCUAUUGAGAAUCAAUUGAAGCAAACGCAAGGCGUUCGUGGUGCUGUGCCCCAACAAGCUGCUCAACCUCAAUUCGGAGGGUAUCAGCAGGGAGCCGCCGGAGUGCCAGCCUCGGGAGCCACCACCAUGCCGACCAAGCUGCCCUCAGCGACGACGGGAGUCUUCCAU